GUGCUCUUUUCGUAAAUUAGUACUUAAUCCCAUCCAUUAUAGUGCUAGUGAGUAGGGCACAUGGAGCACUUAGGGGCGUAUCUGCAGGAAGCUGUGGGCCUGGAAUACUUCGGAACCUUGCUUUCCCGAUGGCCACCCCUCCUGCAGCGUAUUGGAAGCAAUACACAGGCCGUGCAAUCCGGGUCGGAUCUACAGCAAAAGGGUGUUUUGCUGCGCCAGGAGCUUGAGAACGAUUUCUCCCUGGCACAACAGCUUCUAGACAUGGAGCAUCACAUUUAUCGCGUAGGGAUGGGCCUCUUUCAUGAUUUGGAGAGCACGUCUAAAUCAUCGGAACUGUCUGUUUUUAGACGUCAAUUGAAUAUGUUCUUAAAGGGGAUGCUGAAUGGGCUAUCAGUAAAGGAGGUCAUUCUGGCAGACUGGAGAUCUUCGGUCGACACUAUCUCAGCGAACACGCUGCGUAUUUAUACACAGUGCUUACUAUCCCCAAAAGAAGUCCAUCUAGGCGAUGUAGAUCGCUUGUUAACGUUAAUGCCGGAGAGCAAAAACAACGGCUUGUAA
Phytomonas sp. EM1 is the source of this 558-nucleotide messenger RNA. Lineage: Eukaryota; Euglenozoa; Kinetoplastea; Trypanosomatida; Trypanosomatidae. The record is from the annotation of a GenBank genome assembly.